Messenger RNA from Drosophila eugracilis, 2051 nucleotides. RefSeq names its product odorant receptor 67d (gene Or67d). Lineage: Eukaryota; Metazoa; Arthropoda; Insecta; Diptera; Drosophilidae. The record is from RefSeq and is a predicted model, not a curated record. Gene Ontology annotation, molecular function: odorant binding; olfactory receptor activity. Gene Ontology annotation, biological process: detection of chemical stimulus involved in sensory perception of smell; sensory perception of smell. The coding region runs from base 1 to 1236 and encodes 411 amino acids. The transcript is spliced from 5 exons. Gene Ontology annotation, cellular component: plasma membrane.
AUGAGCAGGAAGCUCAAGGAAAACGCAUUGGUGGGCGGCGGCUGGGAAAUAGCAGUGAAAAUGACCAAAGUCGAGCCCGUAGAGCGCUAUUGUAAGGUCAUUCGGAUGAUCCGCUUCUGCGUAGGGUUCUGCGGAAACGAUGUGGCUGAUCCGAACUUCCGGAUGUGGUGGCUUACCUACACUGUGAUUGGAGCCAUUGGAUUCUUCUUCGCCUGCACUGGAUAUACCAUCUAUGUGGGUGUGGUCAUCAACGGAGAUCUCACUGUAAUCCUGCAGGCUUUCGCCAUGGUAGGAUCAGCCGUCCAAGGAUUAACCAAGCUUUUGGUAACCGCCAAUAUGGCUUGUCAGAUGAGAGAUAUCCAAAACACUUACGAGAAAAUCUACAGAGAAUAUGGGUCAAAGGGUGGUGAAUAUGUCAACUGCCUGGAGAGAAGAAUCCGCACAACCUGGCAACUAAUCAUCGGAUUUAUGCUCAUGUACAUCAUUCUUCUGGGUCUCAUAAUCGCCUUUCCAAUAUUUUACUUGCUGAUUUGGAACGAAAAGGUUUUGGUUAUGCAAUUCCUGAUGCCACUAAUUGACCAUACCACCGAUGGGGGUCACCUACUGCUCACUGCUGUCCAUGUGGCACUAAUUACCUUCGGUGGCUUUGGAAAUUAUGGUGGGGAUAUGUAUCUCUUCCUGUUCGUCACCCAUGUCCCUUUGGUCAAGGAUAUAUUCUGUGUAAAGUUAAAGGAAUUCAAUGAAGUGGUUGAAAAAAGAAAAGAUUUCCCAAGGAUGAGGUCUAUGCUGGUUGAUCUCUUUACCUGGCAUCAGCUUUAUUCUAGCAUUCUUCAAACCACCAAGAGGAUCUAUAGCAUCGUCUUAUUCGUUCAGCUCUCCACAACCUGCGUCAGUCUUCUCUGCACUAUAUCCUGUAUUUUCAUUAAAGCCUGGCCAGCAGCUCCUCUCUAUCUACUAUAUGCAGCCAUCAUUCUCUACACAUUCUGCGGCCUAGGAACUUUGGUGGAAAAUUCUAAUGAGGAUUUUCUGAGUGUGAUCUACACAAACUGUCUGUGGUAUGAGCUGCCUGUGAAGGAGGAGAAGCUCAUCAUCAUGAUGAUAGCCAAGGCCCAAAAGGAGGUUUGCCUCACCGCCGCCGAUAUGGCCCCUUUGUCAAUGAACACAGCUCUGCAGUUGACCAAGGGAAUCUAUAGUUUCAGCAUGAUGCUGAUGAACUACUUGGGAAAGGAUAAAUAAAGAAUAAAUUAAAUAAGAAAUAUAUUAAAAAUAUAUACUAAAUAUAAAUACACUGUAGGGCAAAGGAAUUGUAGUGCAUAUCCCAGAAAAAUUAUAAUUAUAUAGAAAUUUUCCAUCCAAUCUAAACUCAGACUUUCAUUGGGAAGAAUAAUGCUUCUCAAUUCGACCACCGCCUUGCAACUUUCAAAUGCCACAUUUACUUCCUUCUAAUGCUGCUGAUGAGCAGACUCGCGGAGUAAAUUUGGGCGGGGAAAAGCUGAUUAAUUUCUGCUCUUUGUCUAAUGAACUUGCGGCAAAAGAAUUUAAUAAACAGACUCGCACUUUAUGGGACCACAAAAAAUAUGAUGUCUGCCAGGCCACAGACCAUGAAAAAUAGUAAAAAGCGAAGAAAAAAAAUGGAAAAACCAAAAGGAAAACCCAGGCGAUGUAAAUGAGGGAAAAGUAUGAAAAAGCAUCGCUGGUAAGUUGUAAAAAUUGUCUUUUAAUGCCUCGCAAAUCCAGCAGAUUGCCACGUAGUGCUAAUAAAAUAAAGUUAUGUCCGGGCAUAAAGAACAAAAAGCCCGCGCGCACCGCUAAAACGCACCAAAAAUAGUGGAAAACGGAAAAAUCCACCAAAAAUCCACAAAAAAAAAUGGCGUUGAAAAUUGAGUGCGCGGGCGCAAGACGACGGCCCAAGAUGGUUGAGAUGCGGGGUGAGGUGAGGUCGGUAAACGCAUCAUUAAUCAAAUGUCCGAAGCGUAAGCACCGUUAUUCAUCAUUGCUUAUGGAUAAGGUGCUGCUUCACCUCCCCAUCCACCAACUUGAAGGACUGCCUU